Molecule: messenger RNA, 2577 nt
Organism: Macaca mulatta (Rhesus monkey)
Lineage: Eukaryota; Metazoa; Chordata; Mammalia; Primates; Cercopithecidae
Source: RefSeq, a predicted model, not a curated record
UGACUUUUCCUCCUUGAGGGCUAGAGGUGAAGCGGCUCCCCACCUUGCUAAGCCUUUAGGGUGAUCCCGGCUGCCAGUCAGUCAGCCUUCCCUGGGCCCACAGAGAUGGGUGUGUGGGGGGGUCUCUGCACAUGGGCAGGGGCAUCUGCGUGUGUCAGUCUGAAUGUGCAUGGGUGUGCCUGGUGCCCGUGUGCGUGUGCACGUGGGGUUGUGUGUUUACGGGGGCCUGCGUCUGCCCUGCAGAGCAAGAGGGGAUAGAGAUGCUAAGGUGAUGGCUGACAUGGCUCUGGGGUUUCCCUACUCUCAGAAGUACUUGUUGCGUUCCAUCUUCGCCAGCAGCCCGGUGAAGUCUGCACUGCUUUUCUCCCCAUUUUGCAGAUGAGAUUGUGGGGCUCGCCAGCAUCCCCCACGGCUUCUGAGUAGCUCAGGAGUGGAGUCAGCACCACGCCAGGCUCCCCGCGCCUGCCUUGCCCUCACUUGUUCCUGCUCUCUAACAGAGGCAGCAUGGUCCGCAGGGCACCAUGGGGCCGGACAGAGUGACAGCACGAGAACUGUGCGAGAACGACGACCUGGCCACCAGCCUCGUCCUGGACCCCUACCUCGGUUUCCGCACCCAUAAGAUGAACGUCAGCCCUGUGCCCCCACUGCGGCGACAGCAGCACCUGCGCUCAGCGCUGGAAACUUUCCUGAGGCAGCGGGACCUGGAGGCUGCGUACCGGGCCCUGACGCUGGGAGGCUGGACGGCCCACUACUUCCAGAGCCGGGGCCCGCGGCAGGAGGCUGCCCUCAAGACCCACGUCUAUCGCUACCUCCGUGCCUUCCUGCCGGAAAGUGGCUUUACCAUCCUGCCCUGCACGCGCUACUCCAUGGAGACCAACGGGGCCAAGAUCGUGUCCACUCGUGCUUGGAAAAAGAAUGAGAAGCUGGAGCUGCUGGUGGGCUGCAUCGCAGAGCUGCGGGAGGCGGAUGAGGGGCUGCUGAGGGCUGGUGAGAAUGACUUCAGCAUCAUGUACUCAACCCGCAAGCGAAGUGCUCAGCUGUGGCUGGGCCCAGCCGCCUUCAUCAACCAUGACUGCAAACCCAACUGCAAGUUUGUGCCUGCAGAUGGGAACGCCGCCUGUGUGAAGGUGCUCCGGGACAUCGAGCCUGGGGACGAGGUGACGUGCUUCUACGGCGAUGGCUUCUUCGGCGAGAAAAAUGAGCACUGUGAAUGCUACACCUGUGAGAGGAAAGGCGAAGGAGCUUUCCGAACGAGACCUAGGGAGCCUGCGUUGCCACCACGGCCCCUGGACAAGUACCAGCUACGUGAGACCAAGCGGCGGCUGCAAGGCCUGGACAGCGGCGGCCGACAGGGCCUCCUGGGCCCUCGGGUCUGCCUGCACCCGUCCCCACUGCGCCGGGACCCGUUCUGUGCCGCCUGCCAACCCCUGCGCCUGCCAGCCUGUAGCGCCCGCCCAGACACCUCACCCCUCUGGCUCCAGUGGCUGCCUCAGCCCCAGCCCCGAGUGCGGUCCCGGAAGCGCCGACGCCCCCGGCCCCGGAGGGCCCCAGUGCUCUCCACCCACCACGCCGCCCGCAUCUCCCUGCACCGAUGGGGAGGCUGUGGCCCCCACUGCCGCCUGCGAGGAGAGGCCCUGGUGGCCCUGGGCCAGCCCCCCCGUGCCCGCUGGGUUCCCCAGCAGGACUGGCACUGGGCCCGGCGCUAUGGGCUGCCUUACGUGGUGCGUGUGGACCUUCGUCGCCUGGCCCCAGCCCCACCACCCACCCCAGCCCCUGCUGGAACCCCAGGCCCCAUCCUGGUCCCGAAGCAGGCCCUCGCCUUCGCCCCCUUCUCCCCACCCAAGCGCCUACGGCUGGUGGUCAGCCACGGUUCCAUCGACCUAGAUGUCGACGGGGAAGAGCUGUGACAGGCCAGACGGGGAGGCCCAGCAGGGAGAGAGGGUCCCUCUCCUAGCUACUCCCCAGGACCUUCAGAAGGAGCCCUUGGACCUCUGGGAGGGAGCUGACCCUUGACUCCAGCAUAGCUCUGACCCUGGAACGGGGUUGGUUUGGAUGCCCCCAGGGAUCUGACCCCUGACCCUUUGUGACUGCUGACCCCUGAGCCACCCCCACUCCCACAGGGAGCCCUGGCCAUUUGCUGCCCUUCCCACCCCUGCCCCAGCCUCAGGACUGCAGGAGCCGUCCGCCUCCCUCAGCCCCUUCCUCCCCAGGGAGCAAAGCCAUAAGGGGCAGGGGCCACCCCACGGCAUCUCCUCGGAAGUACAGGCCUCAGGAGGAGGUGGAACUGACGGGGGGUGGCACUCCCCGGAGACUGUCCUCACGAGGGGACUGGGUUCGCUCUCAGCUCUGCAGCUGUCUACAGUGGGGGGAAGGUUGGGGGGUGUCUGGGGGCAUGUUCCCCUCACCACCCCCUGUGGGUCUCAGGGAGGCCGGGUGCGACCUCAUCUUUCUCAUGGUGCUAUCCUGGUGCUAUCGGGGUGGGGGGCUCCCUCCCCUCCCCCACACCAGAAAGGGGUAUGUUGGGGGAUUGGAAGCACUUGAACUUUUUAUUUUAUUAAAACCUUGUUAUAAGCAGCA